UUGCAUAUAAAGAGUGACACAAACUUUUACACACUCGUCGCCAUGUUAAACGACGGUCAAAGGAAGUAUCCGAAAAAUCCACGACAAAACGCGAAUGUAAUCUCUCUUCUCACCUAUUGGUGGACCCAUAAAAUUUUUUCGGUCGGUUACAAGAAGGAUCUCGAAGAGAACGAUCUUUACACGACACUCACGCAAGACAGAACCAGUUACCUGGGCGAGUUCGUAAGCAAAGCCUGGGAAGAGGAGAUAGAAUCUUGCGUCAAGAAGAAAAAUGGCGCCAAGCCGCGGUUAGUCCGGGUGUUGCUGCGCUGUUUCGGAAAAGAGAUAAUGCUAGCUGGACUGGCGGAAGCAUUCAUGGAAUUGUUCUCUAAAAUGUAUCAACCUCUGUUACUCGCCGUUCUGUUGCGUUACUUCGCGAACACCAGAGAGAACUGGACCGACGAAGUGUAUUACAGCGCAGCCGGUCUAAUUCUCCUAUCUAUUGUAGACGCUUUUAUCACACACUACACCGUCCAUUACAGUUUGCACAUGGGAUUGAAACUUAAGAUAUCUCUUACCGCGUUGAUUUAUCGAAAAAUAUUGAGGAUCUCAAAUUCGGUGUUGGAUAAUGAGACAUCUGUUGGACAGAUGGUAAACUUUCUAAGCAGCGACAUCACCAGAUUAGAAUACUUCCUCAUAGAUUUGCACUACAUUUGGAUCGCUCCUAUUCAAGUUAUAUUAAUCAUAUACUUCACAUAUUCCGAAGUUGGAUGGGCAGUGAUGAUGGGAAUGUUGGUAUUUGUGCUGUUUGUUCCUCUUCAAGCGUUCCUGACGAAGAAUAUCAUGCCGUUGACCCUUAAAAUGGCUAAGAGAUCUGACAAUCGACUAAGACUGAUGAAUCAAAUAAUCACCGGAUUGCAAGUGAUCAAAAUGUACGUCUGGGAAACCCCGUUUUACAAACUCGUGGAGAAUGCAAGGAAACGCGAGAUGAACGUGAUCAGAAAGUUCUCUAUACUGAAACAAUUGGCUUUCACUUUCGACUGCUACGUUCCUCGACUCUGUAUUUUCAUCACGAUUUUGUCGUACGUUCUGUUCGGGAAUUACAUCAAUGCUGAAAAAGUGUACUUAGUAACGGCCUAUUUCAACGUUCUACGAAACUCGAUGAUCUUCGGAUUUGCAUUUGGUCUUCAUCAGAUGGCACAAGCGUUGGUCUCUCUUCGCCGCUUGCAAAAAUUCUUGAUGCACUCCGAGAUUGCAAAAACGCGUGACUCACGUAGCACGGAGUUAGACACGUUCGCACUCAGUAUGACGAAGGUCACUGCCAAGUGGCACGGCGACAGCCAGAAUGACACUUUGCGUGACAUAAACUUGACCGUGCCACACGGCAGCCUGGUGAUCGUCGUCGGCCAAGUGGGUUCGGGCAAAAGCAGUUUGCUGCAGGCGAUUCUUCAAGAGCUGCCUCUGACGAGAGGCACCAUCGAGAGUCACGGAAGAAUAAACUACGUCAGUCAGCAGCCGUGGAUCUUCGCCUCUUCUGUGAAGCAGAACAUUCUAUUUGGACAAGACAUGGAUAAGUCGCGUUACGACGAGGUGGUCAAGGUCUGUCAGAUGAAGACGGACAUAAGCUCGUUCCCUUACGGCGAUCGGACUAUCGUGGGCGAGAGAGGAAUAAAUUUGAGCGGCGGUCAACGCGCCAGGAUCAACUUGGCGCGAGCGAUCUACAAGGACGCCGACAUUUAUCUCCUGGACGAUCCUCUCUCCGCCGUGGAUUCUCACGUCGGCAGACGUCUUGUCGACGAAUGCAUCUGCGGCUAUCUAAAGGGGAAGACAAGAAUUCUCGUGACACAUCAGCUGCAGUAUUUGCAACUGGCUGACCAGAUCGUUGUGAUGAACAACGGCGCCAUUGAGGAGAAAGGCACGUUUGAGCAAUUGCAGACACUGGGACUCGAUUUCUUGAAACUGCUGCAGACAUCGGACGCGAAGAGCAAGAAAACGGAAAACCAGAAGUCUGAAAUCGAUCAGUUUCGAAAAUUGAUGAAAAUCGAGACGAAGGAUAAAGAGGAAAUCUCAGACAAUCUGCCGGUUGAGACGCGCGAGACGAGAGUGAAGGGACGUAUGGCGACAAAGGUGUUCUUCGCUUACUUCAAGGCCAGCAAGAAACCCUUCAUGAUUACAUUGAUGCUACUGAUCUUCCUGAUGAGUCAGAUUAUCUCCGGUGGAAGCGAUUACUUCGUCGCAUUUUGGGUGAACGUCGAGACGAAUUCGUGGUAUAGAACUGAGAACGAUACAACGGAGUUUAUCUGGGCCGGUCCUUUGACUCGCGACUCUAUGAUCUACACUUACAGCGCCAUGAUAGCGACUAUAGUGCUUCUGUGGCAAGUCCAGACUGUGGUGUACUUCAACGUGUGCAUGUGGGCGUCGAUAAAUCUGCAUUCCGACAUGUUCCGCAGCAUAUUGCGCGCUACUAUGUACUUCUACAACAUCAAUCCGGCUGGCCGUAUAUUAAACAGAUUCGCCAGGGAUAUCAAUAUCGUCGACUUACUGCUAUCGAUGUGUAUAUUUGACAUCAUAGUAAUCAGCUUGAUCUUAGUCACGGUGGUGAUCAUGGUCAUAGCGAUCACUCCGUGGCUGGCCAUACCCACGGUGAUUUGUAGUUGCAUUUUUAUUUACUUGCGCAAGAUAUACAUCCGCACCAGUCGCAGCAUCAGACGUUUAGAAGGAACAACUCGUUCGCCGAUCUUCGACCAUCUAAGCGCAUCGUUGCAAGGUCUGACGACGAUAAGAGCUCACAACGCCGAGGAGAAACUAAUGGAGGACCUGUGCACUCAUCAGGAUCUUCAUUCGUCCGCCUGUUUUCUCUAUUUGGCUACUUCUCGCGCCUUUGGUUUUUACGUCGACAUAAUCUGUCAAAUUUACAUCGGAGUGCUCAUCAUGAUCUUCACGUUCUUAGAUCUAGCUGUGGUGGGCAACAUCGGUCUGGUCAUCACGCAGAUCAUGUCGCUGACGAAUCUGCUGCAGUUCGGAAUCCGACAAACGGCGGAGAUGGAGAGUCACCUGACCUCGAUGGAGCGAAUUCUCGAGUACAGUAGUUUGGAAGAGGAGCCGAUGAUCGACAGCAAGCCGGAAACCAAACCGCCGGAUGACUGGCCGACUAAGGGCCUCGUGGAAUUCGAGAACGUGUGCUUAAAAUACAGUAAAGAAGGCACGUAUAUUCUGAAGAACAUCAGUUUCAUCGCCGUGCCAAAGGAAAAGAUCGGAAUCGUCGGUAGAACCGGCGCCGGAAAGUCUUCCCUGAUCAACGCUCUUUUCCGUCUCGCCUGUGUCGAGGGAGAGAUUCGCAUAGACGGUGUGUCCACCGACAGAAUCGCUCUGCAAGACUUCCGGUCGAAGAUCAGCAUCAUCCCGCAGGAACCUUUCUUGUUCAACGGUAGUCUACGACAAAAUCUCGAUCCUUUCGAUCAGUAUUCCGACGUUUUGCUGUGGCAAGCUCUCGAGAAUGUUAAACUGAAAGAGACGAUCGCGAGCAUGGCCGUCGGAUUGAACACUAAGGUGUCCGACGGAGGAUCCAACUUCAGCGUCGGUCAGAGGCAACUGUUGUGCCUCGCGCGAGCCAUCAUUAAAGACAACAAAAUCAUGGUGCUGGAUGAAGCGACCGCCAAUAUCGAUCCUUACACGGAUUCGCUUAUACAAAAGACGGUCAGGACGAAAUUUGUCAACUGCACUGUGUUCACUAUAGCUCAUAGAUUGAACACUAUUAUGGACAGCGACAGAAUAUUUGUGAUGGAUGGUGGAUGUCUUGUGGAAGUCGAUCACCCAUAUAUUCUUUUACAAGAGAAAAAACGUUUCUACGACAUGGUGCAGCAAACAGGUCCCGCAAUGGCGGAAAUUCUUAUCGACAUAGCAACAAAAAGUUUCUAUGAAAAGGACAGAUCAUCAUCCGGAUAAUCUUUCCGCGCUUCUAUUUAUAUAGAUACAUAUAUAUAUGUAAAAUUUAUAUAGCACCUUGAUUUUUCAGCAAACAUUAGUGAAAUCUUACACAAAGAGUUUUACGAGAGUUUCAUAUUAUGAAAUUUAUAAUACAGAAAUUCUAUACGAUAUAUAUAAAACAAAAAAUGUAUA
Pseudomyrmex gracilis is the source of this 4098-nucleotide messenger RNA. Its product is annotated as probable multidrug resistance-associated protein lethal(2)03659. Gene Ontology annotation, molecular function: ABC-type transporter activity; ATP hydrolysis activity; ATP binding. Gene Ontology annotation, biological process: transmembrane transport. Gene Ontology annotation, cellular component: membrane. Bases 43 to 3924 code for a protein of 1293 amino acids. NCBI's taxonomy places the organism in Eukaryota, Metazoa, Arthropoda, Insecta, Hymenoptera, Formicidae. The record is from RefSeq and is a predicted model, not a curated record. The transcript has 12 exons.